CCCUCGUGGUGGCAUCCAACAUUUCGUUUCUUUUUUCUAUAUUUGUUUAACAUCCAGCUCUGUCCUUCCUUCUCGUCUCACCACUUUCGUUUUACCUUCUUCUUGCUGUGUACAUUCAUUAUGCGCUCUUUCACUUCCUUCUUAGUAGCGGUGCUACUCCCUAUCGUUCUUGCUUGUGAGAAUCCAGAUACUCAUUCUUGUGCCUCUAUAUUCAGCGCCAGCACAGCACUGGUGUCAAGCUUUUGCGCAACAUAUACCGCAAGCGCUAUCACUGCUACUGCAGCUAUUCCUUCUGACAUCAAUUCCGCUUGUUCUGGCAAGACCACGAGCAUCUCGGAAGCGUGCUCCUGCUUUGUUACUUCCGAGACAGCUGUUGCCCUAGUCGCAACUACCUCUACCACUGAGGCCAAGACCACAGCUAAGACAAUAAUACCUACAACGCUAGCUACCUCAACUAUCAAAGCAACUUCAGUAGCUAAAGUAACCUCCAGCGCAGUCGCAGUUGCAACUACCGCCGAUGCAGCAGCGGCUUCAGCGGGAGUUGGAGGCACCAUCAUCAGUACCCUGACAGGUGGUGCUGGUGUUGGCGGUACUACCUGCACAGUGACUGCUUUUGCAGAUAUUAGCGCAUCUGUCUCAGCAUGCUCCAAUGUUCUAUUGAGCGGCAUCACUGUCCCAGCCUCUACAACCUUGUCUGUUGCCGUUCCCACCAGCGGUGCUCUCCUUUUCGCCGGUACUAUGACGGUCGAGUACACACCUGAUGCAGAUUACACGCCUAUUGUUCUCAAAGGGACCAACGCCAAGGUGGCUGGCCUUGCAGGUGCAGUCAUAGAUGGUCUUGGCGCCGAUUACUGGGAUGGAGAAGGAUCCAACGGUGGUACGGCGAAGCCAGACCACUUCAUCAAACUUAGUGACAUGACAAGCAGCAGCUUUUCCGAUAUCAAGAUCAUCAACUGGCCUACACACUUGUUUGAGAUCACUGGGUGCACCGAUAUGACAAUGUCGCAACUUAUCUUGGACAACAGUGCUGGUGCCUCUCUUGGACACAACACGGACGCUUUCGAUGUUUCCAGUACUGAUGGAUUGUACGUCUCCGGUGCCACGGUCUACAAUCAAGAUGAUUGCGUGGCCGUGAACUCGGGAUCUAAUAUGCUGUUCGAAAACAUGUGCUGCGAUGGAAGCCACGGUCUAUCGAUUGGCAGUAUCAGCAGCGGGGUAACGGUCAGCAAUAUCACGUUCAAGGACUCGAGUGUCGUGAACGGCGAGAACGCUUGCCGCAUCAAGACGGAUGCUGGAGACGAUGACUCGACUGUCUCCGAUAUUACUUACAGCAAUAUCUACGUCUCAAACAUUACCGACUACGCCAUUGAUGUCCAGCAAGACUACGAGAACGGUGACCCAAUAGGCGAUUCUACAACCGGAAUCACGGUCUCGGGUGUCACGUUUGAUUCGAUUACUGGCUCCGUGGCUGAUGGUGGCUAUGAGUACUAUAUCCUUUGCGGCUCGACUUCAAGCUGUACGGAUUUCACCUGGACUGAUAUUGAUAUCACGGGAGGGACAUCCUCGUGUUCGCCGGCUGGUGAUGAAUGUCCGUCAACAUAAGUUCGUUGCCAAUACUCACUACCAAUGGAUGUGCUAGAAGCAAGUUGUGUAUAUAGCUAGGGUGGUUUGUACUGUACAUAGCGAUUUGACCUGGAGUCCGGUUGGGUAAAUCAACAUUCGAUUCUUCGUUCAUUACCUUGUCACAUGUGAUGACUUGUGUAGCAGGGAUUUCCAAGCUUGUUCGGAAUGCAAAUACGUGUGGGUGGGACUCGUUCUUCACCAAGAGGCGGAGCGCUGAAAUGAGAGACUUGUGAAUUUGUUCUUCAAGAGGACUGAGAUGAGUUCACUCUGUGUAGCUCCUGGCAAAGCGAUGCUAAGUAUUUUCUUAAGUGAGUGGCUUCUAUGGCAGCAGGA
Messenger RNA from Mollisia scopiformis, 1956 nucleotides. RefSeq lists its product as uncharacterized. The transcript is spliced from 3 exons. The record is from RefSeq and is a predicted model, not a curated record. Gene Ontology annotation, molecular function: polygalacturonase activity. Lineage: Eukaryota; Fungi; Ascomycota; Leotiomycetes; Helotiales; Mollisiaceae. Gene Ontology annotation, biological process: pectin catabolic process. Bases 121 to 1602 code for a protein of 493 amino acids. Gene Ontology annotation, cellular component: extracellular region.